AUGGCGGUGCCGCUGCUGACGCAGAAGAUCGUGAAGAAGCGGGUCAAGCAGUUCAAGAGGCCCCAUAUCGACCGCUACAAGUGCCUCAAGCCAAGCUGGCGCAGGCCCAAGGGUAUCGACUCCCGCGUCAGGCGGAAGUUCAAGGGAUGCACCUUGAUGCCCAACAUUGGAUAUGGCUCUGACAAGAAGACCAGGCACUACCUUCCCAACAAGUUCAGGAAGUUCGUUGUUCACAAUGUCUCUGAGCUGGAGCUGCUGAUGAUGUACAACAGGACUUACUGCGCUGAGAUUGCCCACAACGUGUCCACCCGCAAGCGCAAGGAGAUUGUUGAGCGUGCUGCGCAACUGGAUAUCGUGGUCACCAACAAGCUUGCCAGGCUCCGCAGCCAGGAGGACGAGUGA
This is a messenger RNA of Miscanthus lutarioriparius, 402 nucleotides long. NCBI's taxonomy places the organism in Eukaryota, Viridiplantae, Streptophyta, Magnoliopsida, Poales, Poaceae. The record is from the annotation of a GenBank genome assembly.